Molecule: messenger RNA, 761 nt
Organism: Contarinia nasturtii (swede midge)
Lineage: Eukaryota; Metazoa; Arthropoda; Insecta; Diptera; Cecidomyiidae
Gene: Mpp6
Product: M-phase phosphoprotein 6
Exons: 1
Coding region: 160-606 (148 amino acids)
Biological process (GO): maturation of 5.8S rRNA
Source: RefSeq, a predicted model, not a curated record
UUAUUCAACUGUCAAAGCAAACAGUGUGCAUUGUUUUUGACGGUACGCAUCGCCUCUGUGAAUAUUGAGAUUAUUAUACCUCGGUUAAAUUCAUUUUUGAAUUAAAACUAUCUACGAUUCAUUUAAAGAGUAGUACGUAAAAAAUAAUCGGACAAAAACAUGGCGUCAGAACGAAAUAAAGUGAAAUUAUCGAAAAGCAUAUUGGAUAUGAAGUUCAUGAAGCGAACCAAGGAGAAGGUUUUGAAAGAGGAGGACGAUGCCCAAAGUCGAGCAAUGUAUUCCAAUGAGAUAACCGACAAAAUGCGAAAAAGUGAAAGUUAUUUCGUAAUUGAGCCGAGUUACGUUCCGUGUGAAAACCUAAACGAUGGUCGAUUUAGUUUUCGCGGAAUGAAUCCAGAGAUUGAACGAAUUUUGGAAUUAGAACAAAAUGCCAAACAGGCGGCCAUGGACCAAAACGUUAAAAAAGAUGUCACCGAUGACGAUAUGCAAUCUGCAUACUAUGGCAACGUGAAGAAAACAAUUGAACGCAAAUUCCAGUCUAAGACACACCGACGAAAAAUUUCACUUCCCGAACCGAAAUUUAAAAAACCAAAAGUCGAUGAUUGAUAAUUAUAAUAGGACAAAUUAGGUUAAUUGUAAUUAUAAAUUGAUUUAAUGAUGAAACAAAAACAAUUCAAUUGGCUGAAUCGGAAUUAUGUGAAAUAAAAAAUUCGAGUGAAGAAAACUGCUGACAACAAUAAACUGCAAUUAAGUUUAACGAA